GCACGAUGAAGAAUCCAGAGAGAGGUAUUCCCUCCAAAAAAACCGCACUGACUCUAGAACCUCCCAGAACCACCUCCUCCCCUGUAGAAUAGCUCCCCUCAAACCCCUUCCUUCUCUCCACUUAUAUAUACACCUAUACACACACCUAUCCUCCAUCAUAAAAUUAUCAAAUCACUCUCAUAUAAUCUCACACAAUCAGCAAUCAAAUUCACAGUACUCUUGAGUUUCAAAUGGCAGAUAUCGAAACUUUCGCAUUCCAGGCCGAGAUCAACCAGCUUCUCAGCCUGAUCAUCAACACUUUUUACAGUAACAAGGAGAUCUUUCUCCGAGAACUCAUCAGUAACUCCUCCGAUGCGCUUGAUAAGAUCAGAUUCGAGAGCCUUACUGAUAAGACGAAGCUGGAUGCUCAGCCAGAGCUUUUUAUCAGGAUCGUUCCUGAUAAGGUGAACAAAACGCUCUCGAUUAUCGAUAGCGGCGUUGGAAUGACUAAAGCAGAUUUGGUGAAUAAUUUGGGGACGAUUGCGAGAUCGGGGACGAAGGAGUUUAUGGAGGCGUUGCAGGCAGGGGCUGAUGUGAGCAUGAUUGGGCAAUUCGGUGUGGGAUUUUACUCUGCUUAUCUGGUGGCGGAGAAGGUUAUUGUGACUACCAAACAUAAUGAUGACGAGCAGUAUGUUUGGGAGUCGCAGGCUGGGGGUUCGUUUACUGUUACGAGGGAUGUGGAUGGGGAGCGGAUCGGAAGAGGGACUAAGAUGACGCUCUUCCUCAAGGAGGAUCAGCUUGAGUAUUUGGAAGAAAGGAGGAUAAAGGAUCUUGUAAAGAAGCAUUCAGAGUUUAUAAGCUACCCGAUAUAUCUCUGGACUGAGAAGACUACUGAGAAAGAGAUCAGCGAUGAUGAAGAGGAGGAAGUCAAGAAAGAGGAGGAAGGUGAUGUGGAGGAGAUUGACGAGGACAAAGAGAAGAAAGAGCCCAAGAAAAAGAAAAUUAAGGAGGUAUCUCACGAGUGGGAUCUCAUUAACAAACAAAAGCCCAUCUGGUUGCGCAAACCUGAGGAGAUCUCCAAGGAUGAGUAUGCUUCUUUCUACAAGAGUUUGACAAAUGAUUGGGAAGAACAUCUUGCAGUCAAGCACUUCUCUGUGGAAGGUCAGCUUGAGUUCAAGGCUAUCCUCUUUGUUCCAAAGAGGGCUCCCUUCGACCUAUUUGAUACUCGGAAGAAGAUGAACAAUAUCAAGCUCUAUGUCCGCAGAGUGUUCAUUAUGGACAAUUGUGAAGAGCUAAUUCCUGAAUAUCUUGGUUUUGUAAAAGGUGUUGUUGACUCGGAUGACCUGCCUCUCAAUAUCUCUCGUGAGAUGUUGCAACAGAACAAGAUCCUCAAGGUCAUCAGAAAGAAUCUUGUAAAAAAGUGCAUUGAGAUGUUCAAUGAGAUUGCAGAGAACAAGGAGGACUACAACAAGUUCUAUGAAGCGUUCUCCAAGAACUUGAAGUUGGGUAUCCAUGAGGAUAGCCAGAACAGAAACAAGUUAGCUGAUUUGCUAAGAUAUCACUCCACUAAGAGUGGCGAAGAACUUACUAGCUUGAAGGACUAUGUCACAAGAAUGAAGGAGGGUCAAAAGGAUAUCUUCUACAUUACUGGUGAAAGCAAGAAGGCAGUUGAGAAUUCCCCAUUCCUGGAGAAGCUCAAAAAGAAAGGCUAUGAGGUUCUUUUUAUGGUGGAUGCUAUUGAUGAGUACGCAGUUGGACAGCUGAAGGAGUAUGAUGGGAAGAAACUUGUGUCUGCUACAAAAGAGGGCUUGAAACUUGAUGAUGAGACAGAAGAGGAAAAGAAGAAAAAGGAAGAGAAGAAGAAGUCCUUUGAGAAUCUCUGCAAAACUGUCAAGGAAAUCCUUGGAGACAAGGUGGAGAAAGUGGUUGUCUCGGACCGUAUUGUGGACUCUCCCUGCUGUCUUGUUACAGGAGAGUAUGGCUGGACCGCAAACAUGGAAAGAAUCAUGAAGGCUCAAGCUCUAAGGGACAGCAGCAUGUCCUCUUACAUGUCCAGCAAGAAGACCAUGGAGAUCAACCCUGACAAUGGAAUCAUGGAGGAGCUGAGGAAGAGAGCUGAAGCUGACAAGAAUGACAAAUCAGUGAAGGACCUAGUGAUGCUGCUGUUCGAGACCGCUCUGCUGACAUCUGGAUUCAGUCUUGAUGAUCCAAAUGUGUUUGCUGCAAGGAUCCACAGGAUGCUGAAGUUGGGGUUAAGCAUCGACGAAGAUGAGGCCGGAGAAGACACUGAUAUGCCUGCACUCGAGGAAGAUGCUGGUGAGGAAAGCAAGAUGGAGGAAGUUGAUUAAGCCGUCAGUCUGAUUCUGCAGGGGAAGAAAAUUGAUCUGAGUUGUGUCCUGUCAAUGUUCGUCUGGUCUGUUUUUAUUUGUCCUUAUGGUCAUUUUCUUUUUAGUUGUGUUUGUGUCAGUUUUGAAGUGUUGUCGGACAUGAAUUUCAGUUAUGAAGAACUUUACCGAUCAA
Daucus carota subsp. sativus is the source of this 2499-nucleotide messenger RNA. RefSeq names its product heat shock protein 83. Bases 231 to 2327 code for a protein of 698 amino acids. NCBI's taxonomy places the organism in Eukaryota, Viridiplantae, Streptophyta, Magnoliopsida, Apiales, Apiaceae. Gene Ontology annotation, molecular function: ATP binding; ATP-dependent protein folding chaperone; ATP hydrolysis activity. Gene Ontology annotation, cellular component: cytosol; perinuclear region of cytoplasm; protein-containing complex. The transcript has 3 exons. Gene Ontology annotation, biological process: protein stabilization; protein folding; cellular response to heat. The record is from RefSeq and is a predicted model, not a curated record.